Molecule: messenger RNA, 4231 nt
Organism: Ictalurus punctatus (channel catfish)
Lineage: Eukaryota; Metazoa; Chordata; Actinopteri; Siluriformes; Ictaluridae
Gene: orc3
Product: origin recognition complex, subunit 3
Exons: 20
Coding region: 463-2574 (703 amino acids)
Biological process (GO): DNA replication; DNA replication initiation
Cellular component (GO): DNA replication preinitiation complex; nuclear origin of replication recognition complex; nuclear pre-replicative complex
Molecular function (GO): DNA replication origin binding
Source: RefSeq, a predicted model, not a curated record
GUCUGAAGACGCCCACUGAUUGGGAAACGCCUAUUUAGGCUAUGUUCCACAGAAACCUAUACUCGGAUUUUAACAAAUCAGGUAAAGAGGUUGAAAAAUGCCUAUCCCGGUUUGAAAACACCUUUUUUUUUGUUUUGCAGAGACACCAUACUCUCCUGAUGAUUUCAUGCCGCCUGUAAAGAAGGUAUUAUAAUCAUAAGACCGCACACUGCCUCCAAAGAUCAGACAUCCAUUGCUCUGUUUUCCAAACCAACUACAUGUCUACAGAGCAAAAACCCGAAUUACAGACGGGGUAGUUCACCAGAGUGAUAGAUACAUUAUCAUAAAUUAGCAAAAAGCUUAUCAGAUCUCCGGCCUUUUAUCACCCAGGACGUCCUCUUUUCUUCCUACGUCAUAGCGCGUACGUCAGAAGCGCGGGAAAAACAACCGGAAGUGGUGUCGAGUUCAUCAGGCUGAAAAACCAUGGAUACUACUUCGUCAGUAUCAAAGGGAUGCUUUGUCUUCAAGCCAGGUUCUAAGAAGAGAAAGCGAAUUGCAGAUGCAGAAGACUACUUUGUUGAUGGAAAUGGUGACUGUGCGUACGGCAAAGAACGCUUUAAUACUUGUCAAAGACUUUGGGAGAAGAUUAAACUGGACACAGAGAUAUUGCAGGAUGACCUGAAUAAGAAAAUAUUGGACAGCCUUUUGGAAUUCAUCAAAAAAUGUAGUUUAAGCUUCCAGUCCAGAGCCAAUGAUUGGGCAUCUCUCAUGAGAGCCAGCGAAAUACCUACAGCUGCCCUGGUGCUUGGUGUGAACGUACCAGAUCAUGACAUGACAUUUCAAAGCCUAUCUGACCUCUUACAGGAAUCUGUAACCCCCUUUGCUGUUUCUGUACAGGCCAAAGAAUGUGCAGCUCUGAAGAAUCUGAUGCAGAGAGUAUUAGAAAGAUUAAUAGGUGCUGGCGUGUCAGUGGAAGAUGAUGAAGACGACCCUAGUUCGUCUUUACCACAGAAGAGGGUAUCCUGCUCGAUGAGUGCACUUUGUCAGUGGUAUAAAACAGUUACAAAGAAACAGACUGUGAAGUUACCAGGGAAGAAAUGCAGUUCUGUAAAUGACUUCUCAGAGAGUCCACCAAUUUUGGUGAUUUUCAAAGAUUUUGAAGCUUUUAAUCCACGUGUCCUUCAGGACUUUAUACUUAUCUGCAGUCGGUACAUCCAGGAGCUUCCACUGAUCUUCGUCUUUGGCAUCGCCACAUCUCCCAGCACCAUUCAGCACAUGUUACCACACUCUGUGUCAUCUCUGCUGUGCAUUGAGCUUUUUCAGUCACUCUCCUGUACCCAGCAUCUUGCAACUGUUAUUGACAAGCUGAUUUUGACUUCACAGUUUCCUUUCAAGCUCAGUGGUAAAGUUCUACAGGUGCUGGUGAGCAUCUUCUUGUACCAUGAUUUCUCAGUCCGCAACUUUGUUAAAGGCCUUCAGUUGGCCCUGUUGGAGCACUUCUACUCACAGCCUCUCAGUGUGCUCUGCUGUGAGAAAAAGGAGUUUCUGGUCCGUGCACAGAAGUUGAGCCACCAAGAUGUGGAGAUGGUCCGCCAGCUGCCCUCUUUCAUGAGAUAUGUAGAGGCACAAGACACACAGGAACAGGUCCAGCUUCUCACCAGUGAUGAACAUGUUAAGGUGGUGUGUCAGAAGUUACUGAAGGAUCUUAGAAAAUACCAUAAGAGUUAUUAUCCCAUCGUCCGCUGUCUACACACACUGACAUCGUCUCUGCCAAAGUAUCCUCUGGGGAAACAAAUACGAGAGCUGUAUAUAUCCUGCCUUGAGAAGAAUGUAUGGGAGACAAAUGAAUAUGAAUCUGCUAUUCAGCUUCUGAGGUUGCUUGCAAAAGACGAGCUUGUAACAACACUGAGAAAAUGUGUGGACAUUCUUAAAUCUGGGAAGACAAAGAAAAUGACAAGUGCAUUGCAGCAGCUGGAUGACUACCUUGUCAAAUUUGAGCAGUUGGACAGUAUGUCUGUAGAGGAUCUUAAUGAAGAGGAAGUUAUGUCACCAGGAAAGGAUCUCCAAAAGAAAACGGAUCUCUUCCAACUUCAGAAAACUCUAUUGGAGAUGAAAAGCACUAGAAGAUCGAAGAAAAUGAGUCCGUUUGAGGUGCUGAGAAAUGAGGCACUAGGUGUUAUUGAUGGCCUUGUGAGGAGCCACCUGACACCACCAGAGAUGCAGCCAUUAUAUGAAGUAUGCUACUACAGCUCCUCAGGCGUUCUGCGACGCCACCUCAAUGCAACUCCACGUACCUCCAUCCAGACUGCACUUAGCCACCCAUUCUACUACCUGCAGAAUGUAAACCUGAAAACAGAUGCAGGCACAGUUUCCAAUGCUGCUCCAGAUAUCUGCAUUGCCUACAAGCUUCAUCUGGAGUGUGGGAGGCUCAUCAACUUAUAUGACUGGUUGGAGCUGUGUUUCAGGCAUACGCAACAGUGGCCUCUGCUGCAGAGGGUAAGGAUCCUGACUCUGAAGAGUACGGCAAAGUUGACCAACUCAAGCAUGCUCGUUUCAUCCAAGCUGUGUCUGAGCUGGAGUUCCUGGGAUUUGUGAAAUCAACAAAGCAGAAAACUGACCAUGUGGCACGACUGACCUGGGGAGGUUGUUAACGGUGAUUCAUGUUGGUGAUAAAUAUGUAUUUGAAUAAAAUAUUUUUGAUAUGUCUAUUGUCUUUCAUCUCUAACAAAUGAUGUUUUGUAGAAAGACAAUUAUAUUAAGUGAACUUAACUGAAAUGUAUUUGUGUCUUGAUUCAUUCAAUCAACUUUAGUAACCAUUUUAUCCUGGUCAGGGUCAUAGUAGGGUCAAAGUCUAUCUGGAAACAUUGGGCACAAGGAGGGAAUACACAGAUAUGAUGCCAGUUUGUGAAGUGAAAUUUAAAAAAAGAAAAUAAAUAAAUAAAAUGGGUGGAGGAGCCACUAUCGUGGAUAAUCUUUAACACUUAUGGUCUCAGUGCAUUGACUACAUGUUUGAUUAAUGGUCAUUUUAUAAGUUUUAUAUACUAUGCACUAGUUCAUUGGUGUAGCAGAACUGAUUUGCAGAGAUGGUGUGGUUAUCAAUGUGGGCUUCUAAAAUUGCAUCUCCAUUACAUGGUUGGCCGGAUAACUUUACAAUACAUUAUCUAAAUCCACAUAGCAUAGCUUGAUAUGGAAAACACACACAUACAUUAUAUAUAUAUAUAUAUAUAUACACACACACACAUAUACACACACAACGACGGCUAAACUACUAAUUCACACAAAACCUGUAAAAGAUGAAAAAUGAAUCAGUUGUCUACUUAAUAUGCAUAUUUUUGGUUUCUUUAACUUUGUGUGAUAAGGAACAAAUAAGACUUUGCAGCAUGUGCUUGUUAAAACUGCUUUAAUAUCAUUAACAACCUUCCUUACUAAAUGUGGUGUUAGACUGCAGUAGUAGAAUAUUGAACUUGGAAAGUUUUAAUCCAAGAAUACAAGAGUCUGACUUUGUGAGGCUGAAAACACAAGACUUGUUAUGGACAUGGACUUGUAAUUUUUGAGGAUUAAAAAAACCCCUGUUCUGUACAGGACCUCCUGUCAAAAGUCCUCCUCACGGCUUAGUCAUGACUUGAAUGAACCAGUUUGGAGAUUGAAUAAUUGUGGCAUUUGAUCUUUAAUAUUAUUAAACCUGAUCAAUGGCUCAGUGAUGCAGUGGUUAGCAUUGCUGGCUCACAGCUUUAGGGUCCCUGCUUUGAUUUAGUUCAAGUUACUCUGUGCAGAGUUUCAUGUUUCACACCCACCAGCAGAUAAGAUGGCUAUGCUAAAUUGGCCCUAGCUCUGAACGUGUGUAUGCAUGGACUGGCAUCCCCUCCAAGGUGUAUUCCUGCCUCGUGUAGUAUUCCCAACAUAGGCUCUAAAUCCAUUUUGUCCCUGACCAAGAUAGAGCAUAUGAAUGAAUAUGAGACUAGAUGACCCAAUCUAAUCUCACCUUGUGAUAAGUCUGAAACCAGAUAAAUUAGCUCUCAAAUGAGCUAUCUUGAGAGCACUGCCAACAUAUAAAUACCCAACUCUCAUAGCUCUGUCCUGCUGAGGUGCAUAUGUUUUACUAGGUAUGUACAAAUACACAAACUCUGCUGUUUAGUCAUAUCUCUGUGUGAGUUUGUAGCACUUCUAAGUACUAGUACUUACUCAACCCUGAUGUUUAGAUGCAGCUCUGUUCUCCCAAAAAUUGUGAAUAAAAAAUACUUAUCACUCUGUA